CUUCUCUCACUCGCUAUUGGCUCCCCGGCGCAGUCCGUCACGCCGCUUCCGGCUUCAACGGUUGCGGUUUGUUAUUGAAGCGCAGCUCCUUUAAAUGAGAGGGGAAAUGUUGACGGGCGGGGGAGUUCACGAAGUUGGACACGUAAAGGUUUUAAUUGCUCUGUGAACCGGGCGACGCUUAAAAAUGUCAUCGGCUCACGAUCAAGUCAAGAAGCGCCGCCCCCCUCAAGUGUUUUUGAUCUCGACCGACCUGAAGGUCCAGGACCAGCUGGACGGUACCAUUCUGCUGCAGCGGGGGUGGAUAUGCCACGAGCAAGACUCUGGCAAGAACAGAGGCGACUCCUCUUGGGUCAAGGUGUUAGACAAUGGCUGCAUGUUGAAAAUAGAGAGGAAGUACCUGCUCGAAGUCCCGACUGACCUCAACGGCCUGUUGGAGCCCGUAGGGGAACCGGAGGCUCGCCUGAAACUUCUGGGUAAUCCCGGGAAGCUGCAUUAUUUGGCUUCAUUGCCGGUCGAUUCUCCGCUGUGGGUCCAGAUCGGCCCGCAGGACGAGCUGGCGGAGGCGGACCUUAAAUACGUCGGGCCGCUCACCCGCGGGAGCAGCGCCGUGCUGUUUGGGGUGCAGCUCAAGGGUUCAGCGGUCGGCAUGGGAACCAGCAACGGCUCCUACAAGGGCCAGCGGCUCUUCAGCUGCCCCGACGCCUGUUCCCUCUUCCUCCCGGUCAGCCACAUCCGGCCCCGCAGCUGGUCUCGAAACACCUCCUCCGACGCUCCCGAGCAAGCCCGUGAGCGAGACCGCCACCGCUCCCGCGGCGGCAAUAACCCGCCCGGCAACGGGCAGAACAGCAGCAGCAGCAGCACCGACCGGCCGAGUCCUCAGCAGCAGCAUCACAGUCGCCACGUCAGCCUCCACCCGCGUCGAUCCUGCAGCCCUCCUCAGGCUCUGGGCGUCCUCUCUCGCACGGCGGAGUCGGCGCCCCUCGCGGCUCAAAACCAGGUUCAGGUCCGAGGCCCCGCGUCGCCUCCGCGGCUCCACGUCGGCCAGCGGGUGUGCUUCCCCCUGGAGACCGGCGGCGUCUACGGAGGGGAGGUGUGCUUCUUCGGUCUGCUGCCCGGCCGGGCCUCGUCGGGGGCGUACGUCGGAGUCCUGCUGGACGUUCCUGUCGGUAACUGGGGCGGCCUUUACAAGGGAGAGAAGCUCUGCCACAUUCCUAGUCCUCUAUAUGGACUACUCCUGCCAGUCAACAAGGUUUCCUCAGAGCCGAGAUCCCACCGCCACAACCCUCCUCGCCGGGUCAGCAAACCCCUCCUGAAGCCGGCCCCGCCCCCCGUCACCAAACCGGGCCCCGCGACCCCGUCUAGCUCGGCUCCCAAGGUCGCCCUGAUGCCUCCCAGCAAACCAGGACUUAAACCUCCUCCGCUGCCGCCACCCAAACCCACCCACAGGGCCACGCCCCCUCUCCCACUUCCCAAACCCCGCAGCCUGGCGGUGUCGCCGCCCGCCGCCGCCGCCGACCAGCAGCCGCCGCACACCAACGGCGCCCUCGGCCCGCCUUCGCCGCUGAGGUCGCCCGACGGCAGCGAGGGCGCAGAGCAGGAGGACGAGGAGGCGGGACCGGAGGGCGAGCUGGAGGUGGGCUCGAUGGUCGAGGUGAACGACCCGCCGCUCGUCGGGGUCAUCCGCUGGAUCGGACCGAUCGGAGGGAUUUCGGAGCCGGUGGCAGGAAUUGAGCUGGACCAGGAGCUGUCUGCUGGAACCGACGGCAGUUACCUCGGCGAACGGCACUUCCGUUGCCCGGCCAACAAGGGGCUGUUCGUCAAGCUUCGCAACUGCAGACGGGACUCCAGGUUUCCGGCCCCCGAGACGCCCGUCAAUCAAGUGGAGCGAUGCAACUCCAUAGCCUUUGCGGACUGGGGCAGCGAGCGCGUGGAGGAGCACACGCCGCCUUCGGACGGGGACGAGGCCGCGGACCUCUACGACGGCUGGAAGAGAGGCAUCCAGGGUCACCUGAACUCGUGCUACCUGGACGCGACGCUCUUCAGUCUGUUCUCCUGCUGCAGUUCAGCAGACUGGGUCCUGUUCUGUCCGUCUGACCCUGAAACCGACCAGGACUCCAGUCAGGCUCAGGACCUGCUGCGCUGUGAGAUCGUCAACCCUCUGCGACGGAAUGGCUACGUGUGUGCCAGUAAGACCAUGGCCUUGAGACGACUGCUGGAGGCCGGGAGCAGCGACACGGGCUUCACCAACCAGGAGAAAGAUCCAGAAGAGUUCAUCAACAAGCUUUUCCAGCUCCUCCGAGUCGAGCCACUCCUCAAGAUCAGGUCGAUGACUCGGCGUCCUCAGGAGGGUCACCUCUACCAGCUCUUCCCACCUACGCUCCCUCCCGCGCCCUCCCCGCCCCCCUCCCCGGUCGGUGCCCCCGCCCCCCUCACCUCGCCGUCGCCCGGCCGCAUGCGUGUCGCCAGCGUCCAGGCGCUGCUCGAGUCCUCCUUCCUCCACGCCGGCCUCAAGUUUGUCGAGGCGCCGUCGUGCCUCCUGCUGCUCAUGCCGCGCUUUGGGAAGGACUUCAAAAUGUUUGACGCCAUCUCGCCGACGCUCAGCCUGGACAUCACCGACCUGCUGGACGACACCCUGAGACAGUGCAGCAUCUGUCAGGCGGUCGCUGACUGGGAGUGUCUCCAGUGUUACGAGGACCCCGACAUCACCCCCGGUCACGUCAAGCAGUACUGCCAGACGUGCAACACACAGGUCCACAGUCACAGGAAGCGGGCGUCGCACACCCCCGUGAACGUGGCCGUCCCCGGGGGGCCGUGGUCGGGGCCCCUGCGCUGCACCCGCCAGCGGAUGUCCCUCUUUGCCGUGACGUGCAUCGAGACCAGCCACUACGUGAGCUUCGUGAAGCACGGGCCCCGCCCCGCCGACUGGCUGUUCUUCGACAGCAUGGCCGACCGGGAAGGUGGCGAGAAUGGCUUCAACAUCCCCCACGUGAAGGCCUGCCCAGAGGUCGGCUGCUACCUCGGCCUAUCGGAGGACGAGCUGGGCAGAGUUGACCCCGCCUCCUUGCAGGAGUCCGCCCGCCGCCUGCUCUGUGACUCCUACAUGUGUCUGUACCACAGCCCCGAGCUCAGCCUGUACAAGUGACACACACACACACACACACACACAGAGAAACUGUGCAAACGUUUUGUCCUCGAGCUGAUCAAUCGGAUGACGCCCGCAAUAUUAGCUUUUGGUUAUUGAUAAUCGGAGCCCGUGUUACUCGAUCCAGUAUAUUAUGGAACGUUCUCAGCCUCUUGGGUCAUGUUCACACUUGAUCUUGAUUUAACCGUCACUGCUGAUUUAUUGAUGCUCCCUUUUGUACUAUUUUGUGUUAACGUGUCGUACAGAAAGAGAAAAGGAGGUGUGUAUUUUUUUUUUUUCUCCGUAACUUAAGAAGCGUUUGAAACGCCCGUCGUGACCUCGAGAGUGAAUCGGUCGUCUUCAGAGUUUAACUGUGCCUUUAAUAACGCUCACGCUGUACAGCUUCCAUUUUUGCGUGUGUGUGUGUGUGUGUGUGUGUGUGUGAGUAUGAGAGAGAGAUGCCUAAACGGACUGUGAAGAAUGCACUCGGAUGUUUAAACUUUUGUAUUGCUUACGGUUUGUUUGAUACAAUACAGCUGCAAAUAAAUGCUUUGAUACUUA
This is a messenger RNA of Cyclopterus lumpus (lumpfish), 3682 nucleotides long. It is a transcript of the gene cyld3, whose product is annotated as ubiquitin carboxyl-terminal hydrolase CYLD. The record is from RefSeq and is a predicted model, not a curated record. Lineage: Eukaryota; Metazoa; Chordata; Actinopteri; Perciformes; Cyclopteridae. Gene Ontology annotation, molecular function: K63-linked deubiquitinase activity; cysteine-type deubiquitinase activity. Gene Ontology annotation, cellular component: cytosol. The transcript is spliced from 17 exons. Gene Ontology annotation, biological process: regulation of mitotic cell cycle; protein K63-linked deubiquitination; necroptotic process. The coding region runs from base 185 to 3142 and encodes 985 amino acids.